This is a messenger RNA of Tetrahymena thermophila SB210, 1947 nucleotides long. RefSeq names its product tubulin-tyrosine ligase family protein. Gene Ontology annotation, molecular function: tubulin binding; tubulin-glutamic acid ligase activity. Gene Ontology annotation, biological process: microtubule cytoskeleton organization; protein polyglutamylation. Lineage: Eukaryota; Ciliophora; Oligohymenophorea; Hymenostomatida; Tetrahymenidae. Gene Ontology annotation, cellular component: cilium. The transcript is spliced from 10 exons. The record is from RefSeq and is a predicted model, not a curated record.
AUGUCAGAAUAUUUUAGGAAAUACAUUAAAAAGGAGCAUUAUCCUGUUCAUCCGUCUAGCAUUAAGUUUAAAACUACUUUCAAAAAUUGCAUUUUAGAAUCCAUGAAAAGAAGGUAAUGGAAAGAAGCAGAGUUCGAUGAUUGGGAUUUAAAUUGGGCUGAAAAGGAAUGGAUUUUAGAUGUUAUGGAUCAUGCUCACGUUUCUUCAAACCAGAGAGUCAAUCACUAUAGAAAUUUUUCAGAACUUUGUAGAAAGGAUUUGCUGAUCAAAAAUAUUAAGAAAUACAAGAAGACGUUAGAAAAAGAAAAUAAAUUGGAAGAAGCGGCAUUAUACAAUUUUACUCCUUUGACAUAUAACUUGCCAAGUGAAUAUUCUAUUUUUUGUGAAGAAUUCAAGAAAGUAAAUUCUAUGAGUGAUUCCAAGCAACUUUGGAUUAUGAAGCCUAUAGGAAAAGCAUAAGGAAAGGGUAUUUUCUUAUUUAGAAAUAUAAAAGAAAUCGGAAACUGGAAGAACACAUAUCGAUAUAAUCCUGAUAACCCUUAAGCUGAUCCAUAUGUAGUGUAAAAGUAUAUAGCAGAUCCUCUUUUGAUAGGUGGAAAAAAAUUUGAUAUGAGAAUAUAUGCUUUGUGCGUUUCUUACUAACCUCUUACUGUAUACCUUUACAGAACAGGUUUUGCAAGAUUUACUCAUCACAGAUACGAUUUAGAGGAUAUUAGCAAUGCAUAUGUACAUUUAACAAAUGUUGCCAUUUAGAAAACAUCAGAAAACUAUGACGAAAAACUUGGUGGAAAAUGGUUACUUCAAACAUUAAAAUUAUAUUUGAUUUCUAAAUAUGGAUAAGAAAAAGUAAGUGAGGCUUUUUAUUAAAUUCAGUAAAUAAUCAUAAAGGCUUUAUAGGCUGUUUAAAAAGUUAUGAUUAACGAUAAAAGAUGCUUUGAGCUAUAUGGAUUUGAUAUUCUCUUUGAUGCAUAGCUUAAGCCAUGGCUGCUAGAAGUUAAUGCAAGUCCUUCAAUGACAGCAAAUACACAAGUUGAUAGCGAAUUAAAAAUAAGUGUCCUAGAUGAUACUUUUACAAUAAUCGAUAUUGAAAGAAUUUUAACAGGUUAAGAAGAAUAAAUAGGAGGAUUUGAUUUGAUUUUUAAAGGGAAUUAAAUCAAGCUACCUUAAAAUAGUACUUACAGCAGUUUGCUUGGAUGCUACAAUAAUAGAAAUCAGUAGUUAAAAAAACUUGCUAAGAGUACUGCUAUUAGAUUAGCACAGUAAUAUGCAGAGCAAUAAUAAUAGCAAUAGUAAUAGCAACAACUAUUGCUUUAACAACAAAAGCAGAAUGAUUUGAAUAAAUAGAGAAGUAGUUCUAAAGGCCCUCAGUAAAAUUUCAAUUAAACUUUUAAGAAUAACUAGCCAAUAAAAUCUGGUUAUUCGAGAUAUAAUGCAGCAAAAGCAGGUCCUAAUAAGCUUAUAAAGAAAGUGGUGUUGAACCAAGGUGGAUCAAGUACUCCUCUUCAAUCUUAACAAGGUCAGUAAAAUUUGUUGUAACCUCAAUAAUAGCCUUCCAGUUAAAUUAUAAGUAACACUGGUGGCGUAAAGAUUGGAUAAAACUAAAAUAAUAAUAUUAAUAACACUACAAAUACUAGUUAAUUAUCUUCUUAAGCAUCUUAAUAAUCAACUUCUUAGUCUUCUUAAUAAUCUUCUUCGCAAAAUUAAAUUAAUUAGGUACGCAAGUAAACACAACCACAGUAACCGAAUAUUCCAAAGCAAGUCAAUUCACAAUUAAAUCCAAACAGCGGAUAGAUGAUGAUGAUGGUUAAUCCUACUAACAAUAUGAAUAUUAAUUAGAAGCUGAACCAAUACAAUGAUGAUAAAAACAACGAUAAAUUCUAAAGAUAUUUCAAAGAAGAAGAAAAGUAUAUGGAACUCUUAAAAGGACAGCACCGUGACGAAGAAUGA